CACAGUGCUUGGUUUUUUAUUGCUUUCUUUCGAUUGUUUUAUUUGUUGUAUUAAAGCUUUUCAAACACAUCAGUUUAAACAAUAUUAAUAGUAGAAUAGACGACAACUAUUUAGAAUCAACAAGUACUGAUAACUAGUUAUUGUUAUAAUAUUAGGAUUAAAAUCUGAUCAAGAAAUUUAAAUAGGAUUUUUUGUUGUAUAUAUCAUCACCCGAUUAAUAAUACUUAAAUCAAAAUGAAGGAACAAUGUAUGAUCUGUAUAGAUAACUCUGAAUGGAUGAGAAACGGAGAUUAUGCACCAACAAGAUUAGAUGCUCAACUUGAAGCAGCCAAUCUUAUUUGCGGAAGUAAAACUCAAAGUAAUCCAGAAACAACAAUAGGUGUACUCACAAUGGGCGACUCAAAUCCAUCAGUUAAGGUUGCACCAACAACAGAUUUGGGUAAACUUCUUUCCAGUCUUUCAUCAGUUAGUGUGGGAGGAGACACUCACUUUUCUAAAGCACUCCAAAUUGCUUAUCUCGUUUUAAAGAAUAGAGCCCCAGAGCAAGGUACACCAAAUAGACGUCUUGUGAUUUUUGUUGGUAGCCCAAUUGAAGAAAAUAAGGAUGAUUUGGUUAAAUUGGGUCUUCGUAUGAAGAAGAAUGGUGUUGCUUGUGAUGUGAUCAACUUUGGAGAAGUUCAUGAAAAUACAGCCAAGUUGGAAGCUUUCAUCAGUUCUGUCAACAGAGAUGAUAAUUCGAGAAUGGAAACUAUUCCACCUGGACCACAUAUUCUUUCCGAUAUGUUACUUUCAUCACCAAUUGUUGGAAUGGGAGGUGCUGGUGUAUCUUCCUCACCAAGUGGUACUGGAGGUGCUGCCACAGGUGGUGAAGGUGGUGGUGAUUUUGAAUUUGGUGUUGAUCCAAGUCUUGAUCCUGAAUUGGCUAUGGCCAUUCGUUUGUCUUUGGAAGAAGAAAAGAGAAGACAAGAAAGAGAAAAACAAUCAUCUGGAACCAGCUCAACUGAACAACAACCAGCUGCUGGAUCAUCUUCUACAACUGAAUCCACUAGUGCUCUCCCAACUACUGCCGCUUCUGAACCAACUGAUGAUGACGACAUAGAAAUGGAAGAUGAUGAAGCUUUAGAAAAGGCUCUCCUUCUCUCAAAGCAAGAAGCUGGUAUGGCUGACGAAGAAGAAGAAGAAAUGGACGAAGAUGCUGCUUUGGAAGCUGCCCUUAGAAUGUCAAUGGAAGAAUCGAAAAAGAAUGACGAAAAUAUUGAUGAUAUUGUAGAAGAUCAAGAAUUCAUGCAAGAUCUUGUUGGCGGCUUAGGUAAGAAUGUUAACUCUGAUGAGGUUUUAAAGAAGGAUAAGAAAGACGAAGAAAAGAAAUAAUUGUAUUACCAUACCACCUGUAAAAUAAAUUCUACUGCUCUAUCUC
Naegleria gruberi is the source of this 1417-nucleotide messenger RNA. Its product is annotated as VWFA domain-containing protein. Lineage: Eukaryota; Heterolobosea; Eutetramitea; Acrasida; Naegleriidae. Gene Ontology annotation, biological process: proteasome-mediated ubiquitin-dependent protein catabolic process. Gene Ontology annotation, cellular component: nucleus; proteasome regulatory particle, base subcomplex; cytosol. Gene Ontology annotation, molecular function: polyubiquitin modification-dependent protein binding. The transcript has a single exon. The record is from RefSeq and is a predicted model, not a curated record. The coding region runs from base 235 to 1371 and encodes 378 amino acids.